Molecule: messenger RNA, 2003 nt
Organism: Gymnodraco acuticeps
Lineage: Eukaryota; Metazoa; Chordata; Actinopteri; Perciformes; Bathydraconidae
Gene: tmtc1
Product: transmembrane O-mannosyltransferase targeting cadherins 1
Biological process (GO): protein O-linked glycosylation via mannose; RNA processing
Molecular function (GO): mannosyltransferase activity; protein binding
Source: RefSeq, a predicted model, not a curated record
UAUGGGUUACUGUAUUCUGGUGGCUCACGGCCUGGGGCGCCUGUGUUCGCUGGUUGGCCGUUUGGGUACCACAGUCCUCAGCGUCUCCUUGCUGCUGCUGCUCCUGCUCUUCUCCUGGAAGACCGUCCAGCAGAACAACGUCUGGCGCUCCAGGGAGGCCCUCUUCCGCUCUGGUAUCCAGACUCUGCCACACAAUGCCAAAGUCCACUACAACUACGCCAACUUCCUGAAAGACAACAGCCGGCACCAGGAGGCCAUUCACCACUACACCACUGCCCUCAGGUUAUACCCCCGCCAUGCCAGCGCCAUGAACAAUCUGGGCACUCUGACCCGUGACCCAGAGGAGGCUGAGCGCUACUACAGGAAGGCACUGGCCACUAACCCUCAGCAUAACCGAGCUCUGUUUAACCUGGGGAACCUCCUCAAGUCACUUGGGAAGGAAGAAGAAGCUGAGGCUCUGCUGAAGGACUCCAUAUACUUCGGUCCACAUUUUGCUGAUGCUUACUCCAGUCUGGCUUCACUCUAUGCUGAACAGAAACGCUUUGCUGAAGCCAAAGAAGUGUAUCUGGAAGGAAUAGAGAAGUGUCCAGACAGCUCUGACCUGCAUAAUAACUACGGAGUGUUUCUGGUGGAUACUGGAGAGGGGGAGCUGGCAGCCGCUCACUACCAGCAGGCUGUCAGACUCAAACCAGCGCACUAUGUUGCCAUGGUGAACCUGGGCCGCCUACUGCGAUCAUCCAAUGAGAACACAGAAGCGGAGUCUUGGUACAAGAGGGCGCUGCAGGUGACGAGGAAGGUGGACAUCCUGACUCCGCUCGGAGCGCUGUACUACAACACGGGCCGCUACAACGAGGCCCUGCAGGUGUACAGCGAGGCCGCCACCCUGCAGCCCCACAGCACCGACAUCUGGCUGGCUUUGGCUCAGGUUUUAGCUAUGGCUGGUCGCAGCAAAGAGGCAGAGAAGAUGACGCUGGACAUCAUAUCCAGAGAUAGCGGCUGCAUUGAGUGUUACCGCCUCCUGUCUGCAAUCUACAGCAAGCGUGGGAACUACACACAGGCGCUGGCUGCUCUGGACAGAGCCCUGCAGCAGAGUCCCAGUGAUGUGACCGUGAGAGCAGAGCUGUAUUUCUCCAAAGGGAACCAGUUCAGAGAGAUGAACCAGCUGGACCGAGCCUUCCAGAGCUACAAGCUAGCUGUGGAACUGAAACCAGAUCAGUCCCAGGCCUGGAUGAACAUGGGGGGGAUUCAGCACAUCAAGGGAGACUAUGCAGCUGCCAGGAUGUAUUACCAGCGGGCCCUGCUGCUCAGCCCCGGCUCCAAACUCCUGAAGGAAAACCUGGCCAAGCUGGACCGGCUUGAGAGGAAAGUGACAGGGGGGUCGUAGAUUACCACAGUUCCCCACAUGCAACCAUCCUGGGCUCAAAUCAGCGGAGAGGGCCCAGCAAGCCCUCUGGAGUCCAGACACCAGCUACAGGCUGGUUAAAAAGACAACAGGCCUGAAAGCAGAGGAGCAGAGGACUCUUCAGGUGCUGCAGAGAGAGACAGAGGAGCCACAGUCAGGGAGCUUUCCUCGUGGGAGCAGAGGGGAACCACUGGCUGAAGACCACUGGAGCUCCAUGUGAUCUGCAUCAGCUUUACUUCAAAAGCCACAUCUGCUUGUGUGAUUUAUUAUUUAGCUUUAUGCAAAGGAAUUUCCUUUAUGGAACCUAAUCACAGAUUGAACCUCAGUCUGUGAUUAGAACAAAGUAACUAAAAACAAGAUGUAAAGAUCUCAGAUUAUAUGAAAAAUUGAAUAAGAUUCAUACCAGCUGCUUUCUUUUUAGACAUGAACUGAACUAGGUUCAAAUGACCUCUACUUCCAGAACAAGCUACAGGUUAGACCUGGUUAGGCAUGUGUUGGUUAUGGUUAAGGUUAGGAUAAGUCUCCAGGAAAUGUAUGUAAGUCAAUGUAAUGUUCCCUGAAGUUGUGUGUGUGUGUGUGUGUGUGUGUGUGUGUGUGUGUG